This is a messenger RNA of Aegilops tauschii subsp. strangulata, 1349 nucleotides long. RefSeq lists its product as uncharacterized. Gene Ontology annotation, molecular function: DNA binding. The record is from RefSeq and is a predicted model, not a curated record. Lineage: Eukaryota; Viridiplantae; Streptophyta; Magnoliopsida; Poales; Poaceae.
ACAAAUGUCAGUGCUUCUAGAUAGUGUUCCAUGACAUAAUUUUUUGUCUUUUUUGCAUUGGCCACAAUUUUUUUUUAUUUUUUGUGAAACUUUAUGCACGCACAUAGAACAUGGAGGCGUACCCCUGUAACUUUUUUCAGAUUUUUUUAUUAUUUUAAAAUGUGUUUUUCAAGUGGGUUCAUAUGUAUCUGGAUUCAUCCAUGCACUUCUCAAGUAAAUAUACACAAGCAUUAGGAUGGCCUAAUUGGUUAGUGUGGUCCUUCUUAGACCAAGAGGUGUUGAGUUUGAUUCACACGCCGUGAGGAAUAAAAAUGGCGCUGUGUAUAUGUACACAGGCCGUGUAUCGGCGCGGGUGAAAAGACUAUCCUACCUUUUUUAUUAUGAUGAAGGGGUAUAGAGAGAUCUCAGCCGUCAAUGUGUUUAGGGGGUGUACCGAAGCAAAAGUGUUGAGUUUAAAAUAAACUUUUUUAAAACACAAAAUUGAGUUUAAAAUGAAGAUAUUUUCCAAAGACAGUACUUACGGGGAUAGAUAGACGUGCAAGAUAUUCUUUUUUUAGGAGACGUGCAAGAUCUUUUCCAAAUAUGAGAUUCUUUCUCCGGCCCAACCGUGGAUUUCCAGUUUUCCUCCCAUGUAUGCGCAGUUAUAGGCUUUCCCGAAACCGGAUAAAGAUACCGCAGACUUUGAACAGAGAUUGUAGCAUGCUUUGAAUACCCCGCACAAGAUCAGUCUCCAGAUAACCCCAACAAGAACAAAGAUCUCUUUCCGCACAACAUACCACACGGGCGUGCCUAUACCAUUUAAACGAUCCUACCUACCGACUUAUAUUUUCGCACGUAACCUACGCAGUGGCAUCCCAAAUUCCACCGGUGGAUAGACCUAAGAUAGAUCUCCCCUAGGCAAUCCCAUGAACGGCCGCAUCGACGCCGCGGAGGAAGCGCGCCACCGGCAGGUGAUGGACUGCCUCGGCGUGUACGACGCCGACUGGGCGCUGUCAAGGGUAUUGGAGCAGUCUGACGUCCAGGCGGGGCAGAACCGGUUGCUCUUCACAGAGGAGGCUGUGCGGGGUGGCUUCAUCCCGGAGGUCUUCCUGGAGCUGGAGGAGCUCCGCGACGACAGCCUGAACGCCGAGAACAGAGUCUUGGUCAAGGUCCUCGACGCGGAGGGCCGUGAGAAGGAGGUGAGCCUCCCCUACCUCAACUCCAGCAAGGUGUACCGGGUCAUCGGCUUCGAUUGGAGGCGGCUCGUGGAAGAGAACCGCAUGUGCAAGGGAGACCGUCUCGAUUUCUACACGUGCAGGCGCGGCGAUGGCGACCGGUGCCUCUUUGUGUUCAGGAGCAAGGGUGGUGGC